Molecule: messenger RNA, 3549 nt
Organism: Odocoileus virginianus texanus
Lineage: Eukaryota; Metazoa; Chordata; Mammalia; Artiodactyla; Cervidae
Source: RefSeq, a predicted model, not a curated record
CCGGAGGUUUCCCCGCCGGCCGCGUCCCGUCCGCUCCCUGCGAACCAGGAGUCCCCUCUGCGUGCCCCUGGGCUCCGCUCCGGCCCGGCUGCGCCAGACGCAGCUCUGCCCGACGGCGACAUGGGUUUUCCCCCAGUCCCGGAGGCUGGCAGCCGGCGCUGGAGGCCUGUGCUCCUCGCCUUCCUCCUGGCUGCCUCCCGAGGCCUGGUGACAGCGUUCAAGAUUGCCACGCCCUAUUCCCUGUACGUGUGUCCCGAGGGGCAGAACGUCACCCUCACCUGCAGGCUCUUGGGCCCCCUGGCCAAAGGGCACGACGUGACCUUCUACAAGACCUGGUACCGCAGCUCGCGGGGCGAAGUGCAGGUCUGCUCGGAGCGCCGGCCCAUCCGCAACCUCACGUUCCAGGACCUCCACCUGCACCACAGUGGCCACCAGGCCAACACCAGCCAGGAUCUGGCCCAGCGAUACGGGCUGGAGUCGGCCUCCGACCACCACGGCAACUUCACCAUCACCAUGCGCAACCUGACCCUGCUGGAUGGCGGCCUCUACUGCUGCCUGGUGGUGGAGCUCAGGCACCACCACUCGGAGCAGCGGCUCUUUGGAGCCAUGGAGCUGCAAGUGCAGAGAGGCGAAGAAACACCAUCCAAGUGCAUCGCGUACCCACCCUCCUCCAACGAGAGUGAAAGCAUCACGGCUGCUGCUCUGGCUACGAGCGCCUGCAUCGUGGGUAUUCUCUGCCUCCCCCUCAUCCUGCUCCUGGUCUACAAGCAAAGGCAGGUGGCCUCCAACCGCCGUGCCCAGGAACUGGUGCGGAUGGACAGCAACAACGUUCAAGGAAUUGAAAACCCUGGCUUUGAGACCUCUCCACCUUCUCACGGGAUGCUGGAGGCCAAGCCCAGGCAGCCCCUGACCUACAUGGCCCAGCGGCAGCCUUCUGAGUCUGGGCGGCACCUGCUCUCCGAGCCCAAUACUCCUCUGUCUCCACCAGGCCCCGGGGAUGUCUUCUUCCCCUCCCUAGACCCUGUCCCUGACUCCCCAAAUUCUGAGGCCGUCUAAACCAGCUAGGGGCCCGCGGAAGACGUGGCUGGGCCUGGGGCAGGGGCAUUUGAGCCAGGGCUGGCCCUCUGACUGGUCCCUUUGGCCCUGGUUUCUUCCCUCCAGCUGUUAAGCUCAGACUCUUUGAAAUACCCCUGAUGGCAGAAGGGAGAAGGUGUUGGACAGUCCAGCCCCUCUCUCAAGGAUGGUGAGAGGCUGGAAUCCCACCCCAAGGACCUGAAAUUCACCAGCUACUGAUGCCAGAUGACCUCCAUCCUCGAAGCCGCAGGACUGCCAGCUCCCGUGGCAGCCUCUCUCUCUGGGACAUAAGCCCUGGGACCUGACCGUAUAGAUGUGCACUGGGCAGACCUCCCAGACCACCCUCCAGGCCCGAGACACAGGAUAAGAUGUGGAGAGACUCUUCCCACUGCAGUGGGCCUGGCUCCCCACUCCCGCCUGAGACUGCUCAUCCAUCAGACUCACUCUUUGUAAUCAUGAGGCUCUGAGGCUAGGCCUGCGUGACCUGGCUGCCUUCUAACCAGCAGACUCUGAGGGGCUGUCAACAGGUUAAACAAAUCUGGGGUUCCCACUGCCUGCACUCUGGGUCCCCAGAAUGCACUGGCUGGAAGCCCCCAAACGGGAAGUACGCUGUGGGGCACGGUGACCAUUGUGAGCCAACUGGCAACUUGGGCAAUGGGGGCCAGGCCAGAGGUUGUAUUGCCCACCCACCAUAGUGGGGAGAGGAGGGAGAGUGGGCUGGCGGGGGGCCUGCUGGGAAGGUUCAGAGGACAGGGCUCCUCCCCCCUCUCCCUGUGGUCAAGAGAGCUGGUGACCACAUAAUGUACUGCCCAAACUAUGACUACUUUUCAGUGUGAAGAGGGGGUGCUAUUAAAAACUACGUGGGUGACAGUGUAAAAACCCCAUGGACGGAUUGUAAGAGCUGGGUUGAAAUCCCUACUCUGCUUCAGAGGUGCCUGAGGCCCAGGGAGCCCCCCACCCCCACCCCCAGUCUUCGAGGACCUCUGUGACAGUCACUCUGCACUGAGCUGUCAGGGGCAGCGGGACCCUGCUGGAUAGGAGGAGCGGGCGCGUCCACAGAGAGUCUGGGCCUGCUCUGCCCUAGACCCUCUGCUCCCAUCUCCUGCUUCAGGCAUGACCCAGGUUUGUCUUUCUAUACAAAUAGGAGGGGAAUCCUUUGUGGAAUUUCAAUUCAAGAGCUUUAAAGCAUUGAGAGGAGUGGGGAGGGAUCUCUGUACCCUGUGGGGUGAAAGUGGUUGGUGGGGCCUGAGAGGGCGAGGGGCAGUUUGAGCUAGACAGGCACCCCGGGCACUGCAGUGUGGAGGGUGUCAUUUCAACUGGGCAUUCGUCUGCCAGUAGCCUACGCUGGUUCUGCCGAGCCAGGCAUGGGUGCUGAGAGCCCGGGUUUCUGGCCAGGAUAAGGGCCCAGCAGGCAGGGAGAUGCCUCCCUGGCCUGGUUGGGGAUCGGAGAGGAACAGCCCUAGGCUCUCAGAGAGCUGGCCAUGAGCCCCAGGCCUGAACCUGGAGCCAGGGAGCCCCCUUCUCAGGUCCAAGGCUGUAGGCCAACGUGGGCCCUGAGCGGAACAGGGGGCUUGGAGGAGAACGUGAGUGUGGGCCUUGGGCCUCAAGGCUGCACUGACACCUCCAGUGGCCAGAGCCCUGAACCCUGGCUCCUGCUUUGUCCCCAGGGGUCUACUCCUCUGUUUUCUUUGCUGCUGUGGACACUUAGCGCCAGCUGCCACAAAAAGAGGGUGCUGUCUUCAUGGCUUGUGGGGUCCCAGGGGGCAGGGAUGGGCAGAGCAAUACCUGCUCAAGGCAGGGCCAGGCUACCCCUGGGUUGAAGGACAAGCGCACAGACUAGACUCCUCAUCCCCCAGCUCAGAAAGAAUGUUCCUGCCUGUCAGGGAGGCUGGCCUGGCCCAAACCUCAGUUCUGACCUCAAGGUAGAGACAACUUCUAAGAAUCGGGCUGCCAGACCCCAGGCCCACCGGCCGCUGAGUGGAGGAGGGAGGAGGCCCCGGAGUAGAAAGACACCACACUUCCUCCCCAGCUUCCUCCUGCAUGGCCUCGAGCUCGUCUCUGGACACUUACUAGUGAACGUAUAGCUUCGUGGUUUCCUGUUUUCAGCGAAAUUUACUCUGAGCUCCAGUCUCCAUCUUCAUCCACGACAACACACCCUGUCCCUAGCAACCCUAAAGGUGCUCCCCGCCAACCCCGAUGCUGUGGGGAAAGGCAGGGUACCCGGGUUGUCCCUCUGUGCUCGCCUUGGGGUGGCAGUGCUUCUGGAGAUGCCUGUGGGCUGGGGUGUGUGGAACAGAGUAGGGGAAUGAGAACAUGGUCCCUGCCUUUAGGGAGCUGGGAGGAGCCCUGGGAGGGAAAUUUGUGUUUUCAGGCACUAAGUCAUUGUUAAGAGAUGUAUCAGGAAUUAAGGGGCCUGUAACCUAUCUCUUGAUGUUUCACAUUUAAUAAAAGAUCUCCUGCCUUUGUUUCCUGCAA